This is a messenger RNA of Rosa rugosa (rugosa rose), 891 nucleotides long. RefSeq lists its product as uncharacterized. The record is from RefSeq and is a predicted model, not a curated record. Lineage: Eukaryota; Viridiplantae; Streptophyta; Magnoliopsida; Rosales; Rosaceae. The transcript is spliced from 3 exons. Bases 124 to 567 code for a protein of 147 amino acids.
CCGACUCGUCUGCUCCACCGAUACCCCAACUGAAUCCCCCCACCCGACCCGCAAACCCCAAGACCCAGGCAGCUGUGUCGGGUUCGGAGCCCGGAAAAGCCCAAGGACAUUAUCUGCAGAAUAAUGGCCAAUCGGGGAUGGACGACCUCCAGAUUUCCAGAUCAGCGUCUCAUCAACUCCAGAUUUCCUGCAAAAACUCAAGAUCUGCAGGUAAGGGCAUCUCUGUGGAUGUUGAACACAUCAAUUUGCAUUGAUCUUAAGUGGAUCUCUGGAAGUCUUUGUUUUCUAUCUUAUUCUCUGAUAUCCCUUAUGGGCAAACGAAGAAACAGUCUUUUUUGGGAGAUUGAGAGAUUUGGGUUAUCACUUCGGCUCUGGUCAAGCAUGUCAAAUCCCCUUUGCAUCUGUGUAGGCACAAUGAGUUCUAUUACUAGUGGGACAACAAAGAACGAUCAUGCUUGGCGAUGGAUUAAACAAAUUCCCGGGGCGUUGAAGUACUUCUUGUGUGCAUUUUGUGAUCAAAGAAAUACUGGUGGCAUAUUUCAAGCAGCAUUUAGUUGGCACUCAUAAAAGAAUCAAACCUUGUAACAAAGUUCCACAAAAUGGGAAAGAUUGGUGCACUAUAGCACUUAAAAGAAAUGAAGAAGAGAAACGAGCAAGGAUUAAGGUGCGUCGGGAGAUAGGGGGAUUGGAAAGUCUAGAAGAAGAAGAUGCUUGGUGUUUGGUGAUUUUGUUGAAUCAUAUGGUUUUAGUACUUGCUUAUUAUGAAUAGAUGACAAUUUAUAAUGUUCUUUUGGUUACAAUACAUGUUCUAUAUAUACUAAUGAUUACAUAAAUACAAUUCAUUUAUACGUAAGGCUUACGCCUUACGCCUCAAGGUGAACGCCUUGCUGA